This is a messenger RNA of Hemicordylus capensis (graceful crag lizard), 2281 nucleotides long. It is a transcript of the gene SNW1, whose product is annotated as SNW domain containing 1. The transcript is spliced from 14 exons. Gene Ontology annotation, cellular component: spliceosomal complex. Bases 69 to 1757 code for a protein of 562 amino acids. The record is from RefSeq and is a predicted model, not a curated record. Lineage: Eukaryota; Metazoa; Chordata; Lepidosauria; Squamata; Cordylidae. Gene Ontology annotation, biological process: mRNA splicing, via spliceosome.
CACGCGCAAAACCGUCUAGCGCGCGGCCGUCUGCAACCCAAGGAAGCGUGGAAACUACAACUCCCAGAAUGCCGUGCGCCUCUAGGCUUGCGCGGUUGGGCAUCUUACCGCCAGGCCCGGAGAAAAGGAAGGAGAAGAGCAAGAUGGCGCUCACCAGUUUUUUACCAGCACCAACUCAGCUGUCUCAGGAUCAGCUGGAAUUGGAAGAGAGGGCAAGAUCCCAAAGAGUGAGACAGACUGCACUGGUAUCCUCACGAAGGGAGCCUCCUCCUUAUGGUUAUCGGAAAGGAUGGAUACCCCGAAUGUUGGAGGAUUUUGGAGAUGGAGGUGCUUUCCCGGAAAUACACGUUGCUCAGUAUCCUCUGGAUAUGGGCCGGAAAAAGAAAAUGUCCAAUGCGUUAGCUGUUCAGGUGGAUGCAGAAGGAAAAAUAAAAUACGAUGCUUUAGCUCGGCAGGGACAAUCGAAAGACAAGGUCAUUUACAGCAAAUACACAGAUCUGGUUCCAAAGGAAGUUAUGAAUGUGGAUGACCCUGAGCUGCAAAGACCCGAUGAAGAUGCUGUCAGAGAGCUUACAGAAAAGACCCGAGCAGCACUGGAAAAAUCCGUCUCCCAGAAAAUUGCAGCAGCCAUGCCAGUCCGAGCAGCUGACAAACUAGCUCCAGCUCAGUACAUUCGAUACACACCAUCACAGCAAGGUGUGGCCUUCAACUCUGGUGCAAAACAGAGAGUUAUUAGAAUGGUGGAGAUGCAGAAGGACCCCAUGGAGCCACCAAGAUUCAAGAUUAACAAGAAAAUUCCUCGAGGGCCACCAUCUCCUCCAGCUCCUGUAAUGCACUCUCCCAGUAGAAAGAUGACUGUGAAGGAGCAACAAGAAUGGAAAAUUCCUCCUUGCAUUUCAAACUGGAAAAAUGCAAAGGGUUACACCAUUCCAUUAGACAAGCGUCUGGCUGCAGAUGGCAGAGGACUGCAGACUGUUCACAUUAAUGAAAACUUUGCCAAGUUGGCCGAGGCUCUCUACAUUGCUGACAGAAAGGCUCGUGAGGCUGUAGAGAUGAGAGCCCAGGUGGAGCGGAAGAUGGCCCAAAAAGAAAAAGAGAAACAUGAGGAGAAACUCAGGGAAAUGGCACAAAAGGCCAGAGAGCGAAGAGCUGGGAUCAAAACUCACAUGGAGAAAGAGGAUGGAGAAGCUAGAGAACGAGAUGAAAUCAGACAUGACAGGCGAAAAGAGAGACAACAUGACCGGAAUCUUUCUAGAGCAGCUCCAGACAAAAGAUCAAAGUUGCAAAGGAAUGAGAACAGAGACAUUAGUGAAGUCAUUGCCUUGGGUGUUCCCAACCCUCGAACAUCCAAUGAAGUUCAAUAUGACCAGAGGCUCUUCAACCAGCAUAAGGGCAUGGACAGUGGUUUUGCUGGAGGAGAAGACGAAAUUUACAAUGUGUAUGACCAACCCUGGAGAAGUGGUAAAGACAUGGCCCAGAACAUCUACAGACCCAGUAAAAAUGUGAAUAAGGACAUGUAUGGUGAUGAUUUAGAAGCACAAAUAAAAACUACAAAUAGGUUUGUGCCUGACAAGGAAUUUUCUGGCUCAGAUCGCAGACAAAGAGGUCGAGAAGGACCAGUUCAGUUUGAGGAGGAUCCUUUUGGUCUAGACAAGUUCUUGGAGGAAGCCAAACAGCACGGGGGCUCAAAAAGGCCAUCUGAUAGCAGCCGCCCUAAAGAACAUGAGCAUGAAGGCAAGAAAAGGAGGAAAGAAUAAAGAACUGCUUUCUCUAGAUAGCAAGACUGAAUUCAGUACUUCAAGCAUUUUAAAGACAGGCUCCAGGGGAAUUGUCUUAACCAGUUGAUAAUCCCCAAUGCAGUGGAUAUAAAGCACCAUGAGCUCAAUAGGACACCUUACCCAAGGAACAGAGGGAAGGCAAAAUUGGACCACUGAGUUGUGUUCUGUAUUCUGGAUUCUAGCUAUGCCCUUCCCAUUUGUUUCCACACAAGUGAAGCACUAGACUAUUGUCUUGUAUCAGGAACUAUAUUCUGGCCCUAUCUUGAGUUCUACUUAGUUAAAGCUGUUUAUUCUAUCUGAAAUUUCCCUUGUACAUAGUUUUCCCUGCUUCUGCUGUAAUGUACUUGCAAGAGGGAAGGGUAUUGUGAUUCACUGUUGCUCUGCUGUGACUGUCAUUUUGAGCUUAGAGAAACAGCUGGAUUCAUUUAACUGAGAUGAAUACAUAUCCAUAAGUUUAUUUUAGUUUCUUUACAUGGCAGUGAAAUAAAGUCUCUUUCCUUUAA